AUGUCCAACAAUGUCGAAUCUGCCGGUGACAUUAACCAUGUGCCCGACCUUAAUGCCGAGGGUACCACGAUGCCCUAUAAUGAAAAGUCCGUCGUCGACGUAGAGGGUGAAAAAUUUGACAAAGAGGCCCCAAAUGUGACAAAACACACCCGAGCAGGCUCAGGUCAAGAUUUCCAACAAGAGUCGACACUAGAGGAUGCAGCCUACCGAACGGCGUCCACCGUGGCCCCGUCGCAGAGAUCGGCCCGAAGAGAUCCCGUCAGUCGAGUAACGACAGACCCCGAGGGAAACACCUACCCGGAGGGUGGGCUUGAGGCCUGGCUCGUCGUGCUGGGCAGCUUCCUGGGCCUAGUCGGAUCGCUGGGACUGGUCAACACUAUAGCCACGUUCCAAGCAUACAUCCAAACCCACCAACUGAAAGAGUACAGCUCGGGAAGUAUUGGCUGGAUCUUUGGAAUGUUCGCCUUCCUCACAUUCUUCUGCGGAGUGCAAAUUGGCCCCAUUUUCGACGCACGAGGUCCACGCCUUCUUGUCUUUGCUGGUUCCAUCUUUGAAAUGGCAAUGAUCAUAUUGAUCGGCUUUUGUACGAAGUAUUGGCACUUCAUGCUGGUCAUCGGAGUUCUAGGUGGAGUGGGAGCAUCUCUCAUCUUCACCCCCGCGAUCUCUGCAAUCGGUCACUAUUUCUACGAGAAGCGCGGAGUUGCCACUGGUAUUGCUGCAACCGGUGGUUCUGUAGGAGGUGUUGCCUUCCCUCUGAUCCUGGAAAGUCUGUUUCCCAAAAUUGGCUGGGCGUGGGCAACUCGAGUCGUCGCGUUGAUUUGCCUCAUUGUACUGGGAGUUGCAAACCUCCUGAUCAGAUCCCGUUUGCCCCAGAAGCCGUUCUCCAAGGAGAAUGUGCUACCUGAUUUCCGAAUCUUCCGAGACUCGAGAUUUGCACUCACUACUGCCAGUGUUUUCUUCAUCGAGUGGGGUCUUUUUGUACCCAUUAGUUACAUCUCGGUCUAUGCCCUUGAUCAUGGUUUCUCCACUCAAAUUUCAUACCAAAUCAUCGCCAUCCUGAAUGCCGGUUCAUUCUUCGGCCGAUGGCUUCCAGGAUUCUUUGCCGAUUUCCUAGGUCGCUUCAACACUCUAAUUGCGACCGUUGCACUCUGUUUGCUUUGCAACGCUUGCCUCUGGCUCCCUGCUGGAAGCAGCCUCGCACUGCUUAUUGUUUACUCGGCUUUCUUCGGCUUCGCAAGUGGCAGUAAUAUCAGUCUGACUCCGGUAUGUGUUGGCCAGCUUUGCAAAACUGAACACUAUGGCCGGUACUAUGCAACUGCUUACACCAUUGUGAGUUUCGGCACUCUCACUGGAAUUCCCAUCGCAGGUGAGAUCUUGUCGCGCUGCAAUGGGUCUUAUUGGGGCCUAAUAACCUUCACAAUAUGUUGCUAUGCGGCCGGCCUCGCGUGCUGCACCGCUGUGAAGGUCAUUCAUGUCGGCUGGCGCAACCCCCUCGCAGUCUAUUAA
This is a messenger RNA of Penicillium salamii, 1506 nucleotides long. NCBI's taxonomy places the organism in Eukaryota, Fungi, Ascomycota, Eurotiomycetes, Eurotiales, Aspergillaceae. The record is from the annotation of a GenBank genome assembly.